This is a messenger RNA of Triticum aestivum (bread wheat), 1381 nucleotides long. RefSeq names its product cyclin-P4-1. The transcript has 2 exons. Gene Ontology annotation, biological process: regulation of cyclin-dependent protein serine/threonine kinase activity. The record is from RefSeq and is a predicted model, not a curated record. Gene Ontology annotation, molecular function: protein kinase binding. NCBI's taxonomy places the organism in Eukaryota, Viridiplantae, Streptophyta, Magnoliopsida, Poales, Poaceae. Bases 537 to 1238 code for a protein of 233 amino acids.
UCGGCCAGGCAUCUGAUAGUAGGGCUGCUCUAAAACUAGCUUCCCAACGUGGUUGCUGCGUCCGCAUAGUUUAGUUGGAGGGGGAAACUGCGUCGGAUGCCAUCGUCGGCAUAUAUCUCGAGUUCUUCUGCUCUGUCUAUUCUGAAAUGAGUCUAUCUAAGCUGCAGAGCCGUGCCAAGAAGUUAAACGCAAAUCACACGUCGUUGUGAUUUUGUCAAGUCAAUUCGAGUUGCUUUUAUCAGAUCGGUCAACUUGGGUCUUUUCCCUCUUUAACUCCCGACUCCGUUACGGACACGCAUGUCCUCCUUGCUCAGCCAAACCAAAAUACUACUAGAACUCCAGCUGGCUGGCCAAUCCAACUAUCCAGCCGAUUUUACUCCAGUCGGCAAGCGUAUAUAUGAGCCAACAGAUCAAGCCAAGCGGGAAAGCAGGCAGGCCACGCGCGCACACUCGUCUCGUCCUCCACCCACCUCGCCUUCGCCUCCGCCGCACGCAACAGCCCACCAGCCACCCCACCACACCACAGCAGAGCGCCCAUGGAGACGGAGAGGCGGGCGAGCAGCGGCAAGCGCGCGUCCGGCGCACCGCCCAAGGUGGUGGCCGUCCUCGCCGGCCUGCUCGAGCGCGCCGCCAAGCGCGGCGACGCUGUUGACGGCGAUGGCUCCGGCUCGGCGGCGUUCCGGGGGCCGACGGAGAAGAAGCCGGAGAUCGGCGUGCGGCGGUACGCGGAGCGCAUAUACCGGUACGCCGGGUGCAGCCCGGCGUGCUUCGUGGUCGCCUACGCCUACCUCGACCGCCUCGCCGCGCCGUCGCUGGAGGCGGAGUCCGCGGCGGUGGCCGUGGACUCGUACAGCGUGCACCGCCUGCUCAUCACCAGCGUCAUGGUCGCCGCCAAGUUCAUGGACGACAUACACUACAACAACGCCUACUUCGCGCGGGUGGGCGGCGUGGAGCUGCGGGAGAUGAACGGCCUGGAGCUGGAGUUCCUCUUCGCGCUGCGCUUCCGCCUCAACGUCACGCCCGACGACUUCGCAUCCUACUGCGCCGCGCUCGAGGGCGAGAUGCUCACCACCACCACGCCGCCGCCGCUGUCGCCACCGGCGGUCAUGGCCUCAGUCUCAGUCUCGCCGGAGGAGGAGGAGGAACAGGACGCCUCUGCCGUCGCGGGAGGCGGCAUCAUCACGGCCUUCGCGGCGGCUGCCCGGGUAUCGGUGGCCGUGGCCGAGAUCACCCAAUGACACGGAGACAACGUACGAGCGCGCGUGUGAUUCUUUCAUUUAUUUUUCAUUUUUUAUAGCUUCUUGGUGAGGUGUACCACGUUCGUUGUCAAUUGAAUGUGUACAGUUCUAUCUUUUUGAGCUAUCGAUGAAUAACUUAUUUU